UGACCCUUUGUUUGCCCGACCCCUUGGUUGGGAACCACUGGACAAAACUAACUAACUGUAUAUAAAGUAAAACUAUAUCCACCACAAACAGCUGCAACAGCAAAACGAUACUAAUGAUAGUUACAUACUGCAUGUAUUUUAACGUAGUUCUACUCAGUUUGAGUAAAUGUAUUUAUUUUCAUUCCACAGCUGCUUUACUACGUAAAUAAUAAUAUGUAACUGCGUCACCACCUUUUUUACUGACGCACGGCUUCAAUGUCAUUGACUAUAACACCGUGUGUGUUUGUCAGCCAACUUCCUUCCUCCCGCAGUUUAAUCAGACCACUGCUCUGUCUGCUGACACGACAAAAUGAAGAUCGCAGCUUUCAAUGUCAACAAAAUGGGAUGGAAAAAAGUCAACAAGUACUUUGUGCGAAGAAAGCUUAUCAAGAUUGUGUCACGGUACAGCGUGGUGGUGUUGCUGGAGGUCAUGGAUAAACAUUUAUAUGCCCUGAAUAAGUUCCUCAGAGAACUCAACAAAAAGAACAAAGGUAAUCCAUUCUGCAUGCUGUGCAGUGAAUCUCUGGGACGAACAUCCCACAAGGAGAGGUUUGCCUACUUCUACAGAGAGCAUGAGGUCAGGAUUAUCGACUCCUACCAGUAUGAAGAUUAUGAAGAUGUCUUCGCCAGAAAUCCGUUUAUUCUGUGGUUCAACUGUCCAAAAACAGUUGUGCAGGACUUGGUGCUAAUCCCAGUCCACACCCAACCAGAGAAUACGCCGAGAGAGCUGGACGCUCUGGAUGAUGUGGUCGAAGCUGUGAGGCAAAAAUACACUAAUAACAUUAUGAUUUUGGGGGAUUUUAAUGCAGAUAAGCCUUACCUCUCCAAGAGGAAGAAGAAAAAGUUACGCAUCUGCCACUCUCCGUACCAUUGGCUGAUAAAAGAUGGUGUCAAAACCACAACCAGUGAAAAAACUGACCACACCUAUGACAGGAUUGUGGUGUUUGGUGAUCACAUGUAUGAUGCGGUUGUGCCCAACUCAGCCCAGCCUUUCAACUUCCAGGAAGCCUAUGGCCUUUCUAGUCAUAGAACUCAAGCCAUCAGUGACCAUUACCCUGUGGAGGUGGAGCUGAAGGAGGAGGUGAAAGAGGAUCAAGAAGAGGAAGAGCUGGAGGAG
Messenger RNA from Micropterus salmoides (largemouth bass), 1156 nucleotides. RefSeq names its product deoxyribonuclease-1-like. The transcript has 9 exons. Gene Ontology annotation, molecular function: DNA nuclease activity. Gene Ontology annotation, cellular component: nucleus. NCBI's taxonomy places the organism in Eukaryota, Metazoa, Chordata, Actinopteri, Centrarchiformes, Centrarchidae. The annotation marks the transcript as partial. The record is from RefSeq and is a predicted model, not a curated record. Gene Ontology annotation, biological process: DNA catabolic process.